UACAAUACAUAUACUGUAUAACAUAUACUUUUACAUUGAUUUUCAAUACAAACACUGUAUUACACAUAAACUGUAUAAUAAUAGCCGGCAUUGACUUCACACUAACACCACCGCAACAGUUGAUCCAAUCAUUCAUUUAGUUGUCUUAUAUUAUCUCUUAGUGGUUAUCAAAUCAAAAAUGCAUCGCUUCCUAGUCUGGACAGUGUUGUCACUGACAGUAUUGACCAUAGUAUCGGCACAACAACAAUCAUCGCCGUCACCGCCACCGCCCGACACGUUGGUCUUAUUGGACAAUCUGUCCAUCAGAGAGACACACUCGAUAUUCUUCAGAUCGUUGCAACAGAGAGGCUUUCAGCUAACCUACCGAUCGGCUGACGACCCGAACCUAUCGCUGGUCAAGUAUGGCAGCCAUAUAUACAAGAAUCUGAUUAUAUUUGCUCCGUCUGUUGAAGAAUUUGGCGGUAAUGUCAACGUCGAAGCCAUUGCCGAAUUCAUAGACAACGGCGGCAACGUAUUGGUUGCCGCCGACAGCAAUGUUGGCGAUGCUAUACGUGAUUUGGCCACCGAAGUCGGUGUCGAAAUUGACGAAGAAGGUGCCCAAGUUAUCGACCAUAUGAACUACGAUCAGUCCGAUGAUGGCCAACACGUACUAGUUGUAGCCGAUUCGGCCAAUCUAUUGGACGCUCCAACCAUUGUAGGCCAGAAAAAGUCAAUUGGACCCAUACUAUACAAAGGAAUCGGUAUGAUUUCCGAUCAAAACAAUCCACUCGUAUUGGACGUACUGUUGGCCUCUUCGACCGCCUAUUCGUAUAAUCCGACAAAAAAAAUUACCGAAUAUCCGCACGCUAUCGGCAAAAACAUACUGAUGGUAUCGGCACUACAGGCCCGUAACAAUGCCCGAGUAGUGUUCACUGGUUCGCUAGACUUUUUCAGUGAUGCCUUUUUCACGGCCGAUGUCCAGAAAAGCGUUGGUAGCAAUAGUAAACGGGAAAAAUCGGGUAACGAAGCCCUAGCCGUUGCACUAUCCAAAUGGGUAUUCAAAGAGGAAGGCGUACUCCGAGUCGGCCGUAUCCGACAUCAUAAAGCCGGCGAUACUGUACCGCCCGAAGCCUAUACCGUACUCGAAGAUGUCGUGUUUUCCAUUGAACUCGAACGCUAUGUCUCGGGAAAAUGGUUACCGUUUGACGCCACGGAUGUCCAAUUGGAAUUCGUACGAAUCGAUCCGUUUGUUAGGCAACUGUUGAAAAAGUCGCCGACAACCAACACCUAUGUCGCCAAAUUCAAGAUACCCGACGUCUACGGUGUCUACCAAUUCAAAGUCGACUAUCAGCGCAUCGGGUUUACCUAUGUGUUCAGUACGACACAGGUAUCUGUUCGGCCCUUACAGCACACCCAAUACGAACGAUUCAUACCGUCCGCCUAUCCCUACUAUAUCAGCUCAUUCUCGAUGAUGUUCGGCGUCUUUAUCUUCAGUUUUGUAUUCCUCUACUAUAACGAAAGUCCUAAAGAUAAGUCCGAAUAGUAUUACCCGAUAGUACCGCUAGUAGUAGUGAUGACAUAUACCCACCCGACACUCCCCGAUAACUUGUUGUCAUCACAUUUCAAUUGUAAUCACAUUUUUUUUAUUAAUAUAUAAUAAUUUAAUAAUACAUUA
Molecule: messenger RNA, 1654 nt
Organism: Oppia nitens
Lineage: Eukaryota; Metazoa; Arthropoda; Arachnida; Sarcoptiformes; Oppiidae
Gene: Ost48
Product: dolichyl-diphosphooligosaccharide--protein glycosyltransferase 48 kDa subunit-like
Exons: 3
Coding region: 179-1522 (447 amino acids)
Cellular component (GO): endoplasmic reticulum membrane; oligosaccharyltransferase complex
Source: RefSeq, a predicted model, not a curated record